Messenger RNA from Eremothecium cymbalariae DBVPG#7215, 291 nucleotides. RefSeq names its product Bol3p (gene BOL3). NCBI's taxonomy places the organism in Eukaryota, Fungi, Ascomycota, Saccharomycetes, Saccharomycetales, Saccharomycetaceae. The transcript has a single exon. The record is from RefSeq and is a predicted model, not a curated record. The coding region runs from base 1 to 291 and encodes 96 amino acids.
AUGUUCUCAUCAUACAAGUCUUUGGCUUUCAUCAAGCAGUCUUUUAUCCGUUUUUAUGUCAGUAGCCCACAGGAGAAGCUUAUUUACGAUAAAUUAAUUAAAGCGCUCCAACCUACAUCUUUGAAAGUUACAGAUAUUAGCGGAGGAUGUGGAUCCAUGUUUGCUAUUGACAUCACUAGUUUGCAAUUCAGUGGUCUCACCAUGGUCAACCAACAUAAAUUGGUCAAUGAAGUGCUAAAGGAUGACAUCAAGCAUUGGCAUGGACUGCAAUUACGAACUAGGACAAAGUAA